CGCGCCGAGUGAGAUGCGCCGAGUGAGAUGCGCGGAGACUCAAAAUGGAGAAGAGAAGAGAAUCAGCGCUUUAGUGCCACACCCCGAAUAUUUACCUGGUCAGCUUUACUCCCAGAGCCCUGUUUCCAGCUUUUAACUGACUACAGUUUUGUCCCCUGUGUGGAAUUGAUUGAUUAAACCCCAGGUAGAGAGAUGAAGGUGAAGAUAAAGCAGUGGCACGGUGUGGCAUCAUGGCUCUGGGUGGCGAACGACGAGAACUGUGGCAUCUGCAGAGCUCCGUUUAACGGCUGCUGUCCGGACUGUAAAGUCCCCGGAGACGACUGCCCGCUGGUGUGGGGUCAGUGCUCACACUGCUUCCACAUGCACUGCAUCCUGAAGUGGCUGAACUCGCAGCAGGUGCAGCAGCAGUGCCCCAUGUGUCGGCAGGAGUGGAAGUUUAAAGAGGGAGAGACAACAUGAAGGAGGGAUAAACCAUUACCAUGUCAAAACCACUGCUUUGUUUAACUCUGACAUUAAAUCUAAUACUGCAA
Hemibagrus wyckioides is the source of this 530-nucleotide messenger RNA. RefSeq names its product APC11 anaphase promoting complex subunit 11 homolog (yeast) (gene anapc11). Bases 193 to 459 code for a protein of 88 amino acids. Gene Ontology annotation, cellular component: anaphase-promoting complex; nucleus. The record is from RefSeq and is a predicted model, not a curated record. The transcript is spliced from 4 exons. NCBI's taxonomy places the organism in Eukaryota, Metazoa, Chordata, Actinopteri, Siluriformes, Bagridae. Gene Ontology annotation, molecular function: ubiquitin protein ligase activity; cullin family protein binding; zinc ion binding. Gene Ontology annotation, biological process: protein ubiquitination; anaphase-promoting complex-dependent catabolic process; positive regulation of mitotic metaphase/anaphase transition.